Cyclopterus lumpus (lumpfish) is the source of this 2219-nucleotide messenger RNA. RefSeq names its product growth arrest-specific protein 1-like. The transcript has 2 exons. Gene Ontology annotation, biological process: regulation of cell cycle. Bases 582 to 1361 code for a protein of 259 amino acids. The record is from RefSeq and is a predicted model, not a curated record. Lineage: Eukaryota; Metazoa; Chordata; Actinopteri; Perciformes; Cyclopteridae.
GUGGACCCAGUGGAGUACAUGGACGGAGGAUACUCAACAGCGGCCUACGUCACAGUCCGCGUCACAGCCCGGAGUGUCCGCGGCGCGUCGGACCAAUCGGAGCGCGUGCACGCAGCAGCCCCACGGAGCCACAAGCAGCCACAGGCAGCCACAGGCAGCCCACCGCCUGCACACAAAGCGGCCGCAGCGCGACUGGAUGCGGGUCGGAGGAGCGACAUCUCGGUACUCUUUUUGGGGGAGAAAGUUCGGUAAAUAAGUUCACACCCGUAACUCGUCUUCGUGGGAGCCGGGACGUCACGCGCACGACGCACGCGACGUGUGUAACCCGCACACGGACCGGAGAGAAGUUUUUUUUUUUUUUUUCUUUUUUCUUCCCGCAACUCUGAGAAGUUUUUCCGGCCGGAACCCGGUCCACGAGCCGUCUCCGGGUCUCCGGGUCUCCGGGUCUCCGGGUCUCCGGGUCUCCGGCUGUGACGGGAUAUGAAACCAUCGAGGAUCCACGUCGUGUUGACGCAGCGCAGCGGACCCGCGCGAGAAGCCCGCAUGAAGGCGAACUUUCUGGAGAGUCUUUCUUCCUGGAAAUGGCAAGUGGAGCCGUACUGAUGGGUCGGACUGCGGGUCUGAUCAGCGGCGUGCUGGUCCUGGUCCUCGGCCUGUGCGUCGCCUCUCCGAACCACAGCCGUCAGCUGGUCUGCUGGAAAGCCAUCCUGAAGUGCCACGGAGAGCCGCAGUGCCAUUACGCGUACGACCAGUACCUCUACGCGUGCGCGUCCGUCCUCAGCGGGGACCGCAAGAAGUGCCCGAGCCACUGCAUCUCCUCUCUCAUUCAGCUCAACCGGACCCAGAGCGGCCCGGCGCUGGAGGACUGCGACUGCGUCCUGGACCCGGUGUGCAGGGCCACCAAGCAGGCCAUCGAGCCGUGCCUGCCGCGCACCAGCACCGUGGGCUGCACCGAGGCCCGGCGGCAGUGCGAGCUGGACGGGCCGUGCAGCUCGGCCAUGCAGGACUACCUGCUCCACUGCCGGAGGCUGUUCGGAGGGGAGCGGUGCACCGACGGCUGCCGCCGGGUCAUCGCGGUAAUGCGCUCCAUCCCCAAGGCGCAGCAGCUGGACACGUGCGUGUGCGACGGCGCGGAGAGGAACAUCUGCGAGUACAUCAAGGUCAGCAUGAAGACCUUCUGCUCGGACUCCGGAGACAGGGUCGCCGGCAGCGGCUUCCCGGACGCCGAGGAGGACGACUCCGAAGACUACCACCCGGAUCAGGAGGGUGGCCGGUACGCGGACAGCGCGAGUGACUCCCCGCCGGGGCAGACUGUCCUAAAGGUCCUGACCACCAUUUUGGUUUUUAGCACAUUUAUCUGAAAAGAAAGAAGGAAGGAAGGAAGGAAGGAAGGCUGCUGCCUAGAGAGUCAGAGACUCUGUGGAACCCAAAGUGAACCAGAAUCUUGCUUUUGGUCCUCAAACUAACAAGUGGAGCUUUUUUUAAUUCAACACUAAACAUUAAUAUACAAUUCAGGACACUCAAAUGUUAUAUUUCAUCCUCUGAUAAUGCCGGAUGGAGCCCAUUUGUUGUUGUUGUUGUUGUUUUUUGGUAUGCCAGCUAUGUAAAGAUAGAUUGUACAGUAUAUAUUGUAUAAAAUUUAUUUUUUUGUCAGAAUAUAUCUUUUUAUGAGUGAUAAAAUAUUUGUUGCACUGUAUGAAGAGACGAGUCCACCGCGGGAAGGACAACUGAUCCAAAAGGGCCUAAAAAAGUCUUCAAACGCCCCCCAGUCCCCCACGAUGGGACCGGAUCAGAGCCCCCCCCCCCCCCACGACCCCUUCAUUAAAAGCCAAACGUUGACGUAAGCCACUGACAUGUGUCUGAGUCCCGGUGGGCAGAUGCUGGAGUGAUACACUUGACCUCGUACACAUGGAUGUUUGCUCAAGGUUUAAAGUGAGACUGUUCAAACAGGACAGAGGAAGGAGACCCCCCCCCCCAGCCUGCCCCCCCUCUCGGGGGAUUUGCAGCACAAAUGGAGCCAAGGAGCAGUUUGUGCGUUUGUUUAUCCUCACCCUGUGUGUGUGUGUGUGUGUGUGUUAGAAGUCUGCACAAAAGACCCUGUGAAGAACUUACAAGAUGUCUGUGGGUGGAGAUGUGAGCGGCAGCACAUCAAAUAAAGACCGUGUUUCAAUGAGAGCGUGGCGCUGACUUCACAUUUUGAUUAAAAGCGUGCAAAGAAA